CUAUCAAUCAGAUCGAGCAAGACGAACAGACCAGACGAGAGAUUGCCUUUUUAGCAGGAAAAGGUGAACGAUCGAUCGAUCUCUCUCGCAGUCGUCUUUGUUAAUUUAGCAGAGGACUUGGUAGCAUAAUUAGCUAGCUAACCGUUGCAUUAUAUUGCAUAUAAUUAGCUAGCUAGAGCUGGAAUCAAUGGCGCCAACCACGAACCAGAGCAGCGGGUCGGCGCCACUGACCGUGAACCCGGUGGUGCAGCGCGCCGUCGUCGGCGCGCAGCUGCCGACGACGUCGCCGUGCCGCACGCCCAAGUCGCCGCCGCCGUCGUACGGGAGCAUCGUCACCGUGCUGAGCAUCGACGGCGGCGGCGUCCGCGGCAUCAUCCCGGGCACCAUCCUCGCCAGCCUCGAGGAGAAGCUGCAGAAGCUAGACGGCGCCGACGCGAGGAUCGCCGACUACUUCGACGUAAUCGCCGGGACGAGCACCGGCGGGCUGGUGACCGCCAUGCUCACCGCGCCCAACGACCAGGGCCGCCCGCUCUUCGCCGCCAAGGACAUCAACGACUUCUACCUCAAGCACUGCCCCAAGAUCUUCCCUCCCAGAAGAUCAACAUCUUGCUGUGGAUGCAGCAUUCCAAUUGUGGGAUUGUUCCAGAGCAUGGCGGGGCCAAAGUACGACGGCAAGUACCUGCACUCGGUGGUGCAGUCGCUGCUCGGCGAUAAGCGAGUUAAUGAGACGAUCACCAACGUCGUCAUCCCCACCUUCGACAUCAAGCUCCUCCAGCCCAUCACCUUCUCCCGAUUCGACGCCCAGAUCGAUGUGUCCAAGAACGCUCUCCUGUCGGACGUGUGCAUCAGCACCUCGGCGGCGCCGACGUACCUCCCCGGCCACCGCUUCCAGACCAAGGACAAGGACGGCAAGCCCCGGGAAUUCAACCUCGUCGACGGCGGCGUCGCCGCGAACAACCCGACGCUGUUGGCGAUGACACACGUAAGCAAGCAGAUCCUGCUGGGUAAACAGGACGACUUCUUCCCGAUCAAGCCGGCGGACUACGGCAAGUUCAUGAUCCUGUCGCUGGGCACCGGCACGGCCAAGAUCGAGGAGAAGUACGACGCCGUUCAGUCCGGCAAGUGGGGGAUGAUCAACUGGGUCUACCACGACGGCUCGUCGCCGCUGAUCGACAGCUUCAGCCAGGCCAGCGCCGACCUCGUCGACAUCCACGCCUCCGUGCUCUUCCAGGCGCUGCACUGCGAGAAGAGCUACCUCCGCAUCCAGGACGACGAGCUCACCGGCGACACGGCGUCCGUCGACGUCUCCACGCCGGAGAACCUGAACCGGCUCGUCGACGUUGGCAAGGCGCUGCUCAAGAAGCGGGCGUGCAAGGUGAACCUCGAGACCGGCAAGAACGAGCCCGACAUGAGCAGGGGCACCAACGAGGAGGAGCUGGAGAAUUUCGCCAAGAUGCUGUCGGAGGAACGCAAGGCCAGGCUCCAGAAGAAGGCCUUCCUUCAGUAAACAUGGAUGCACGGACAUGCAUGCAUAUAUGCAUGUAUCGAAUACUAUUUGUGUAGCAAAUUCCCUCCCUGAACCAACAGCAUAAUCAUUAGUCGUAACCCAUGCAUGCAUUCGAACAGGCUAUAUUUCUAUUACAUUUGUACUUUAAUUUUGUUGGAAAAGUUAUACUAUGUAAACUUUGUUUGUCGUAUAUCUGGAAUAAAGUACUACAUAAUUUAAUUUUA
Oryza sativa Japonica Group (Japanese rice) is the source of this 1731-nucleotide messenger RNA. Lineage: Eukaryota; Viridiplantae; Streptophyta; Magnoliopsida; Poales; Poaceae. The record is from RefSeq and is a predicted model, not a curated record.